CUGUCACUUCUGUGACUUCUGUCUGCGUCUCGCUCUCCGGCGACUGGUGGGCCGCCGCCACCCUAAGCCAGUUGCGGAGGUUUACAUUGGUCUCUUCGCCGGCGACGAGCACCCACCAGGUACUCCCACCCCUUUCUCUGCCCUUCUCUUCAUGUUGUGCGAAGCUGAGCACUGAAACCCUAACCUAAAGCUAUUUGACAAGCCUCCUAGCUUCGAUUUUCUUGCAAGAAUUAUCGGUACACAUCCCUUUACUGGAUUAACCCCUGGCUUUGUGGAAAGCGAUGUUUUCCCUCUGUAUCUGAUUAAUAAUUGUCACGUAAAAACAAGUUUUUUUUUUUUUGCUUCGUCUGGAGGUUUAGUUUCCAAAGGAUUGUAAUUGAUAGAAUAACUUCAUGUGUUUAGUCUUUAAUUCUACACGAAAACUAAACUACAAAACAAUGUAUGUAGUCCUACUUUAAAGUUUCAGAUGUCUCGUGUAUAUGUUAUGCCUGAUGGGAGUUCCAUAACUUAAGGCCCCUGUGUUACACUUUUUGAUGUGCAUAUAUGAUGAAUUUUGAUUUGAAUGACGUAGGCUUCCAUAAGCAGAACUUACGCACAUCUUUGUGGUAGGAGUCUUGACAAGUUUUUCCAAUGGACCAAGUACCGAAUGGAAGGCAUAAGGUUUCUUUUGCGAAGCCAAGAGUAGUUGUGCUUUCAGAUUCUGACUCUGACUCUGAAGGUUUUGUAGAAGAGCUAACUCCUGUUCACUCAAAGUCAAACGGGAAGGCUUCAUCUGCGAGCCUAAAAACUGGUGGAAAGGCUUCAGCCCUUUCUAAAGGUGAGGCAAGCAAAGGAAAAGCAUACAGUAGUGACAAAGGUGGAAAGGGUUCUUCAUCACAUGCAGUGCCUACCAAGUCUGAUGCAGAACUAAAGCUAGAGCUUGAUAUCCCUCCAAAUUCUAGAAUGCUAAUGAAUUGUGAAGCAGCUGAACUAUUGCAAGAAAUUCACGAGCACAUGGCCAUACUAUCAGAGGACCCCAAGAUCAAAAUUCCUGAGUCAUUUGACAAAGCUUUUCAGUAUUCAAAAGAUGGAAAUCAUUUCACCACUGCAAGCUCUGUGAAACAAGCCAUUGAACCUCUUAAAAAAUGUGGGGUCAGUGAUGGAGAGAUAUGCAUGAUAGCAAACAUUGGGCCUGAGACCGUUGAAGAGGUUUACGCACUAGUGCCAUCUCUCAAGGCUAAUAGGUCAGCUAUCGAAGGUUCAGUCACCGAGGUUCUUACCGCCCUCGCAAACAUAAAAGCUGCUAAGUGAAUCUCCAAUGGAACUAGACCGACAAUAAAUCGGAAGCAGCUGUCUUGUUGAUCGAGGAGCGCGGAAUCUGCAAACUGGCCCUUCAGUGUUUUGGAUGUGCUGCGGAAACGUGUUAUGAUGUGUAUAUAAAAAACGUAGCAUGUGCUGCAUGAACUCCUGUAGGAUGUCUAACUACUGAAGUGCAGAUUCAGCCUCAACUAGUCUACUCGAACUGACGAAUACUGUCUGAACAUGUGGCUACUGCUUGAACAUGACAUGUUGCCAUCUGUUGGAUUGUGCUUCUGU
This is a messenger RNA of Zea mays, 1575 nucleotides long. RefSeq lists its product as uncharacterized. Gene Ontology annotation, biological process: DNA-templated transcription initiation. Gene Ontology annotation, molecular function: nucleotide binding. NCBI's taxonomy places the organism in Eukaryota, Viridiplantae, Streptophyta, Magnoliopsida, Poales, Poaceae. The record is from RefSeq and is marked provisional. The coding region runs from base 631 to 1290 and encodes 219 amino acids. The transcript has 9 exons. Gene Ontology annotation, cellular component: RNA polymerase complex.